Glycine soja is the source of this 2330-nucleotide messenger RNA. RefSeq lists its product as uncharacterized. Bases 76 to 1890 code for a protein of 604 amino acids. The transcript is spliced from 15 exons. NCBI's taxonomy places the organism in Eukaryota, Viridiplantae, Streptophyta, Magnoliopsida, Fabales, Fabaceae. The record is from RefSeq and is a predicted model, not a curated record. Gene Ontology annotation, molecular function: protein binding.
AAUAAUAGUUUAGCGUUGACCGUAGUAGACUCGAAUUGUUGUUGUUGUUGUUGUUGUGGUGAGUGUUUGGGCACGAUGGCGGAGGCUCCUCCGUCUCUAUUAUCUGUGUGCAUCGACGCUCUCACACAACAACUUCUCCGUCCAUGCGAUGAUGAUCUUCUUCCUUGUAUCUACGAUCUUCCUUCUCACUUACUCGACACCUUAAUCACGCGUUUGCCCCCUUUCGCACUCCGCACAUUCCACCACCACCUGCCAUUCGACGAGGAAGGGUUUUCUCACGACGACUCAACCAAAAAGCGAAAACGCGCAAGGGAUUGGAAUUUAAAUUCAGCUUGGCAGAGGUUGUUUCAGCUACGCUGGCCUGAUCGCGUUAAGCAGAUUCAUAGAACGGAUUGGGAGCAACUCUAUUGGGAAACUCAUUUGCAAGAUUGUUUAGAUGAAGCAGUGGAGGUAGCACUAAUUCCAUCUUUUACUGGAUAUAUUGGUGACAUACAGAUUUCAGAUAGCAUACUGAAAUAUAUUGGCUUUGUGGGGAAUACAAACCAUUCUACUUGUGACCAUUCAAAAUUGUCUUACCAUUGCCUACAAUUUGGCAGCCAUGUGAGUUGCCUGGGGCUGCAAAAUGUUCUAUGUACUGCAGAAACUAGUGUUUUGUUGAGGGAAUGCAAGCUACAGAGUCUGGUACUUAGAUGUAUCAGAUCCAAGGAACAAAUUGAUGGAUUAUGCAAACUUCUUGCUCAACAUUGUAGAACGUUAACGUCUCUGGAAUUUGUUCACUGUGCACUCUCAACAGAUUUUAUUAAUGCAAUAUUUGGCUCUUUAGUCAUAGAGAGAGUACAAAAACAUGGGAUCCAACAUUUGUCAAUCAUUGCCACAAGUUUUCUGGAACCAUGUACAGUUUCUUUACCUAGUGGACUCGUGUCAUUUUUGUCUUCGGGAAGGUCCUUGUGCUCAUUAAAAUUAUCUGAGAACCACCAUGGAUGGACUUUUGCCAAAGAUCUUUUUGUGACUCUUCUCAAUCUUUCAUCUGGCAUAUCUGUCCUUGACCUUUCUCGGAAUAGAAUAUCAGGAUGGCUUUUUUACUACAGGAGAUCCUUGAGUGGUUCACAUCUGUCGUUUGGAAAUGGAAAGUCCUUGAAACUGUUGCGUGUACUCAAUCUGAGGGAAAACAAUUUAGGAAAAGAUGAUGUACAACAUCUUAGAUAUGCUCUUGAACAUGUGCCUAACUUGGAGGAGCUGGAUAUAAGUGACAAUUCAAUUGAAGAUGAAGGAAUCAGGAAUUUAAUUCCCUAUUUUGUUGGAGCAUCUGAAACCUGUCCUCGCAUAACUUGUUUGAAAUUAGAGAACUGUGAUCUGUCCUGUGUUGGAGUGAAUCUUCUCCUACAUUACCUUUCUACUUUCAAAGGACCAUUAAAGUCUCUUUCUAUUGCUGAGAAUUACCUUGGCAGACAAGUAGUUGAAGCAUUGGGAAAUUUUUUUCACACCCCAAUCGAAGUACUUGACAUUGCAGGCAUUGGAUUGGGUUCUGACGGUUUUCAAGAGCUUCAAAGUCUAAUAAAAGAGGAGAUUAAGCUGGUGAAAAUUAAUAUAAGCAAAAAUCGUGGUGGGACUGAAACUGCCAAAUUUUUGUCCAAACUCUUGUCACAGGCUCCACAACUAGUUGAUGUGAAUGCAGCCUGUAAUCUUAUGCCAAUAGAAUCACUGGCCAUCAUCUGCUGUGCAUUAAAGUUUGCAAAAGGUAAUGUUCAGCAAGUGGACUUGACAGGACAUAUAUGGGACUAUAAGCCAGAGCAUGUUUCCCCUUACGCUGAAUUUGUACAUAAUGGAUUACCUAUAUUGGUUCUUCCAUCACCAUCAGUCUCUGCUGCUCCUCACGACCAUGAUCCUUAGAAUUAAAAUUUUGUGCGAUUUCAAUUUAUGUUGCAUGGCAUAUGCAGUUAAUAGUUCUCUUUGUUUCUUCCUUCCUUUAUCAUUAUGUAUGUUAGCAUAGUUUCAUACAUAAUGCUUGCAAACAUUUUAUUGGCUGUACAGCAAAGUUAGAGAAGGGAAAUUUAACUUGUGUUCAUAUUGAUCAAUUUUUCUUGUGUGUUUCAAGCAAUGUGUUUUUUUAACCUCUAUUUUUGGGGUUGUUUUUCUUCCUAGUUUCCCUUGUGUUUUGUAAUUUAAUGUAGUUUGUAGUUCAUUAGAUGCUGUGCAACAGAACAUGGACAAUCUGGUGUAUCAACUAUGAAGAUGCAACGAAAAUACUUGUUUGGGGCUACUUUUGUAUGAACAGUUGUCAUAGUGGUUCGGAAAUCUACUGUUCAUUUCUAUUGGAAUGAUUACCCUCA